Molecule: messenger RNA, 2775 nt
Organism: Priceomyces carsonii
Lineage: Eukaryota; Fungi; Ascomycota; Pichiomycetes; Serinales; Debaryomycetaceae
Exons: 1
Coding region: 1-2775 (924 amino acids)
Biological process (GO): DNA-templated transcription; positive regulation of transcription by RNA polymerase II
Cellular component (GO): nucleus
Molecular function (GO): RNA polymerase II cis-regulatory region sequence-specific DNA binding; zinc ion binding; DNA-binding transcription factor activity, RNA polymerase II-specific
Source: RefSeq, a predicted model, not a curated record
AUGCCAAAAAUGGAAGAGAAUAUAAGGAAGAGAAAGCGAAAAACGACAGUUUGUGAUAACUGUAAAAAAAAGAAACGGGCUUGUAAUAAAGGAAUACCUUGCUCUUUUUGUAUUAAAACAGGACAAACGCAUCUAUGCACAUACGUAAAUAACCGUUCAUUAGCUGACGAGAAUCACAUCGAUUUUGAAAAUGAAUAUCUAAGGGAUAUUGGAGAGUCGAAUUUAGGAAAUCGCUCUUUGGAUUCCAGUUCAAAAAAAAACAUUAGGGACGAUCAAAACUCGAUUUUUGAUGGAUUACUGAGGAAUGAAUUAAUUGAAAAGAUACAAUAUCUAUCAACAAAAUUAGUAACAGAGGAAAUACAGAGUGCUUCUAUAACGAGGCUUAAGCCUCCUACGAAGAGAAUACAGUAUGUGGUUCUUCCUGAACAUCUCAGGAAUAAGGAUUUUUUUCAUGGCAUAAACCCAGUUGAAUCUACUGAUGAAGUAAUCAGUUUUUAUGAAUCAAAAAAUGAUAAUGUAUUCAAAUAUGAUCAUAACUAUUCCACGCGUGGUUUGUUUCAUUGGUCAUCUCUUAUAGAUAAAGAUAGUGCUUUCAUUUCGCUUUGGAAUUUCAUUGUUAGAAGCAGAAGGAAGAGGAAAGCAAACUCUGCAUCGGAGACCCAUUUCGAGGAUAAGGAUGAGGUUUCUAAUAGCGGAAGCUUAAAAUAUGCUGAUAACAAACAGAAUCGAGAUACUGAAAAGAGUUCUGGAGCGAUUUUAUCAAUGGGCCUUGUGCUUGACAAUACCUUCUUCGAAGGCUCAAAUUUCAUUGAAAAGUUACGACUUGCUUUACCGCCGCAGAGAGUUAUAUGGCAGUUAAUUGAUAGAUUUUUUAAAAAUUUAUACCCUUUCAUGCCUAUACUCGACGAGAAGCAAUUCAGAUCUAGAGUAUCUAAAAUGAUUGGACCAGAGGGGUACGAAGAUAUUAAGAUCAGCGUUUUAAACAUUUCCCAAAAGGUAGAAUUAGCAUGGUUUGGUAGCUUAUUAAUUGUAAUGAAAUUGAGCUUUCUUUCUUUGUUUUCUAGCAGUUCCGUUAACUUGAGUAAUUUCGAAGAAAAAGAUGCGAAGGAAAGUUGUGAUGUGAAAUAUCUUUUGAACAAUCUGACUAAUGAAAAUUUCGUUGCAAUAGCACAUGAAUGUUUAAACCAGUUCCUGUUAUUUAGAAAAGUUUCUCUUCCCAUAUAUCAGUGUGCAUUUCUAAUGAAAUGUUACUACAUGUUAUCCCCCGAAGAAGGUGAAGGGAGUGAUAACAAUGAAACCAGAGUUUACACGGGAAUUCUCGUUCAAAUGGCAUAUUCUAUAUCUUUACAUAGGGAUCUAUGCGUUUCAAAGAAUGAUGCAGAGACAGCUAGAUUAGAAAACGUGAAAAGAAAAAAUUGGUUCUAUCUAUUGUUAUUAGACACCUUGUCUGCUUUUUCUGAAGGAAACUUUUUCAGCAUGAGAGAAGGAUCAUUUGACACGAAACUCCCUGUCUAUGUAGAAGGGGCUGAAAAUGUUGAAGAUGUGGAAAUUGAGAAAACAGUGAUUUCAAUGUUUGAACAUGUUGCAAAACUUGUUGCUCCUUUACGACGCUUAUUAGUAAGAUUAUUAGAUGUAAGGUCAAAAGUUCUUAUGUUUGAAGUAGCUGAUGAACUUGACCAUUUAGAAAUAUUUUUGCUACAGAACUACGGAACAUUAAAGGAGCUCUUUGAGAAUUACGUUGACUCCGGUCCUUCUUCUGUAUUUGAAAGAGUAUUAAAAAUUAAAGUAUAUCUACCAACGAGAUGCUUUUUUAUUUCGAUAUAUUUACAUUUCAUAUUAAAAUAUGAGCUUUCGAAGAAUUCGCAGCUACUAUUUUUCUACGUCAGGAAAGCUUUAAGUAUAGUUGUUGAUGAGUUACUUCCAUACUGUUUGAAAUUACUUCAUUUUAGACACCCUUUUUUGAAGAAUAUUCCUAAUUUGGUACUAAACCUGGAAAUUCUACUGGCUUUGUCCAAAGCUAAUCAAACUUUUUUCUGUCUUUUAGUAAGGUUUCGAGCCGCAUUCUAUUCAAUGAGUGUAUCACCCGACCAUGAAAGUAAAAUGUCAUCAGACUUGGACUACAAAUUUUAUCACCAUUCCUUCGAAAUAUUGACGAGAGGAUUAAGUAAGAUGUGUGAAAUCACCAUUCAUGCAUUUUUAAAGCUCAGAGAAAGAUAUUACUUUGCAUGGAGAAUGCUGAAAACUCAUGGGCAUAUUUUGUCUACAUUGAUGAGUGAUGAAUUCUAUCAAGAUUUUAGUGGCAUGAAAAAUGAAACAAGUCUAAAGCUUCCAUCGCUCCUAGAUGAAAAACAGACCGAAGAAUUGAUUGCAAUAUGUAAUCGUGGCAUAGUGAGAGGAGAUUAUGGUACUGAAUUUAUGCAACAGGACACUGAUAGCUGCUCAAAAGGAACUAAACUGAAGCAUUUUAAGGCGGCUUCUGGCUAUGCUUCUGAAACAAACUUCGAAAAGUCAAUGGAUACUGAAAACCUGACAAAUUCGAAUGACUCAGGUGUAGACGCAUCAUGGUUAAGGAUGUCUCUGACAGAAUUUAAUAACCUCAAUGGAUUCUCAGAUGAUACUUCUCUUAUGACGUCAAAUGGUUCAAAUUCUGGUAAUGGAUUUCAAGACUUCUCCAAUUCUUUUGUCUCUGAGCCUCAAAAAACUUCCGAUGAAAGCAAAUACUUACUGGAGUUAGCUUUAGAUCAUUUUUUCAACAUAUUAAGCAGCGAGAUAUGA